ACAGGCUUAUGCUUUUUUUUCCUGCUCUUUGGGCGGAGCCGGACACUGUCAUCGACUACCUGACGACAGGUGAGGUAGUCGUAGUCGCAAGUGGGAAAACACGGAGCGCGUCGUCCAGCUAAAAUGUCUCCGAUAAAGAACUUCAGAGUGAUUUAUGAAGCUCUCAACAAUGAGCACACGUUCACUGCGGGAGAUGUUGUUGUGGGCGCAGUCACCUUCACUUUAACAGAAGAGACCAAACUGAAGAAACUUAAGGUGAAAGUCAAGGGGGAAGCGCGCGUCCACUGGUCGGAGGGGACUGGAGAAAGGAAGAGAUCUCACAGUGCGCACACCAGCUACUUCAAAGCCAAGGAAUACUUAGCAGAAGAAGGCACUGUGCUUCCCCAAGGAGCCCACUCUUUUAACUUCAAGCUUAAAAUUCCAGAGGGGGAUAUGCCGUCAUCCUUCAAGGGUUUACAUGGAAAGAUUGUCUACACACUUGAGGCCAAAUUGUCCAGGAGCUGGAAGCUAUCUUCUUUUGAACAAACAGAGCUAAAGUUUGUGUCAAAGUCUCUAACACACCAUGGCCAACUAAUGUGUCCUCAAACUGGUUCAGUGGAUAAAGAAGUUGGGGUUUUCUCCAAAGGACAGGUCCACAUGUCUGUUACCGUUGACAGGAAGGUUUGCUCUCCAGGUGACACUUUAUCUAUUGUUGCCAAAAUCUGCAACUCUUCCUCCAAAGAAAUGACGCCCAAAUUCAGCUUAGAGCAGAAGAUCGUGUACCGUGCCCAUGCCUCCACUACAUCCAGUGGCCUACGUAUGUGCAAAAUGGCUGGAGACACAAUAAAAAGCCACUCAGAGCAAACUGCCUCCUGCCAACUGAAGAUUCCUGUCGAUGCCAUCUUCAGUCUGCAUAACUGUGAUAUCAUCUCAGUUGAGUAUUACCUCAAGGUGUAUCUGGACAUCAGUUUUAAAAUUGACCCAGAGGUGAGGCUUCCUCUGCUCAUUGUUCCUUCUAGCUUUGUUCUCCGUCAGCCUGGUGAGGCAGCAGGGCCUUACCCAGCUGGGGCUGUUGGGGCUCCGAGUUACAGCGACUUCCCUCCCCCUGCCUUCCCUGGUGGACCUUAUCCAGUACCUGCAGGUCCAAGUGCUUAUGGAUACCCAGCACCAGAUCCCACUCAGUAUGCGAACGCAGCAAGUGGCUAUAACAGUCAGUGGCCACAACAGGUUGCUCCAUUUGGUUUUUCAGCUGCAGCUUUUCCACCACCCUCAAUGCAACAUCAAGCCCCCACUGCACCACCUGCAUUUCAACAGGGAGAACUUCCAACCUAUUCGUCCCUUUUUCCUGCUUCUCACGACACAGAGUCAGAUAAAAAAUGCUGAGUUUCCAAAAAACACAAAUAUCCUGGGAAGAAGAUGAGAGCUUUUACACUCUACUAUAAUUUUGUUUUUUCACUUGGUUCUUUUCUUUUAAUACUGGUUAUUCAUUCAUAGCAAUGUGCAACAAAUUAUUUUAUGCUCUUUAUUUCAAGCGGGUCUUAUCCUACAUCAAGCUCAAAGCUGGAGUUGGUAGCAUUGGAGAAACCAGUGAGAUUUUGAGCAUCAACCCAAAAAAGUUCCACCUCCUCCUCUCACAACUUCCUCCAAAACACAUAAACAUACACUGCCUGACUAGACUGACUGCUCUGUAGGUCCACCUGGUAAACUUGUAUGAGUGGCCAGUUCACUGUGUUCCACAAGCUCUAUUAGCAAUAACAAACAGGAGAUAUUGGCGGCACUGAAGCAUUACACAAACUGACUGAUUAAUAACAGGGCAUGCAUUACAUUUUCCCCAACCUCGUAUGUUCUGUUGAAGAAUCAAUGUUGUGUGGAUUGUAUAUUGAAAAUGUUAAUACCCAAUAAAUAAGUCACCAAAAAAGCCACU
Messenger RNA from Scatophagus argus, 1903 nucleotides. Its product is annotated as arrestin domain-containing protein 3-like. Bases 124 to 1362 code for a protein of 412 amino acids. The record is from RefSeq and is a predicted model, not a curated record. The transcript has 6 exons. Gene Ontology annotation, biological process: protein transport. NCBI's taxonomy places the organism in Eukaryota, Metazoa, Chordata, Actinopteri, Scatophagidae. Gene Ontology annotation, cellular component: cytoplasm; plasma membrane.